AAUCAAGACAAACACAUUCAGAUUACAUACAGAUCUGAUGAGCGCGUCACUCAUGCUCGUGAGUGUUGCUGGUGUCACGCGGUAGUAUCGUGACAGGCUUUACCUCAGUUUGACUCGAUAGCUAAACUUAUAGACUUUAAGGAGUUUUGAAGCAGUAUUUUAAACAAAAUGAAAACUGACGACGUUAGUAGACACGUCGCGGGGUAAACCGCUAAAUGUGGAGUACUGCUAAGUGUACAAGAAAGGGCUGGAUUUUGGUCAGGUGACCACCUUGCAAGAAACAGCAAUAAGAGGACAUGGCCGGCAGGGGUGUAAACGAAAACACUCCUCUUUUGGACAACUCCGUGACUUCACCCAGAUCAGAGUCAGUGUUCCAUGGCAGGAGACUGGCAUGUGCCGCCAUACUGCUGGCAGAGUCUUUAGAGCGGAUGGCCUUUUAUGGCAUCACCUCAAACCUGGUACUCUUCCUCAACAGUAGCCCCUUCUAUUGGGAGGGCACUUUGGCCAGCCAGGCUCCAUUGGUCUUCAUGGGGGUCACUUAUUUGAUAUCACCGUUUGGAGGCUGGCUGGCAGAUGCGUUCCUUGGGAAGUUCUUAACUAUAGCCUUAAGUUUAAUCCUCUACUUGUUUGGGAUGCUGCUUUUCCCACUUGUGGCCAGUGACAACACCAGGAACUAUCUGUGUGGGGAAGAGAUGGCGUUCCCAGUACAACCAGCAGAGUGUUUUCCUGAAAACGGGACUGUGCCCGCCAAUGUGACCUGCAGCAAUCGGCAGUCCUACUGUGGGCCGGCAAUCUACAGCGGCCUGGUGCUGGUAGCGGUUGGGGUGGGAGCUGUGAAAUCAAACAUUACCCCAUUUGGGGCGGAUCAGGUGAAAGAUCGAGGUCCAGAGGCAACACGGCGGUUCUUUAACUGGUUCUACUGGUGCAUUAAUCUGGGAGCGAUCUUCUCGCUGGGUGGAGUAGCCUACAUUCAGCAGAACAUUAGCUUCUCAAUCGGCUACAUCAUACCUACUGUCUGCCUUGCUGUGUCCCUUAUUGUCUUUGUUCUGGGCCGCAUGGUUUUCAUCACAAAGCCUGCGGACGGCAGUGCCUUCAGCGACAUGUUUCGGAUCCUGGGCUCGGCUCUCUGCGGACGUGGGCCAAAAGAACCCAGUCUGCUCAGACCAAAGCCAACUCUGCUGGACGGCGCCAAGGUGACAUACGGUGGCCGAUUUCCAGAAGAGAAAGUCGAGGAAGUGAAAUCUCUGGUUAAAAUACUUCCUGUUUUCCUGGCCCUCAUUCCAUACUGGACUGUGUAUUUCCAGAUGCAGACCACAUAUUAUCUCCAAAGUCUUCAUCUGAGAAUACCUGGAACUGAUCCAAACUCCACAGACUCCCAUCAGCACACCUUCCGUUUUCCUGCGGCAUGGCUGACCAUGUUUGACGCCGUGCUGAUCCUCAUGUUGAUCCCCCUCAAGGAUAAAGUGGUGGACCCCAUCCUCAAACGCAAAGGCCUGCUGCCCUCCCCUCUGAAGAGAAUUGCCGUGGGCAUGUUCUUUGUCAUGUGCUCGGCUGUGGCGGCUGGCAUUUUAGAGACGAAGAGGCUGGAUAUUGUCAACAAACAAGGACCUAUCGAGCAGACACUCGGUGGAGGUAUAUACUAUGCAGCUGAUCUGCCCAUAUGGUGGCAGGUGCCUCAAUACGUCCUCAUUGGGGUCAGCGAAAUUUUCGCUAGUAUUGCAGGUCUGGAGUUUGCCUACUCCGCAGCCCCGCGGUCCAUGCAGAGCGCUAUAAUGGGCCUGUUCUUCUUUUUCUCUGGCAUCGGCUCCUUUGUGGGAUCUGGACUUCUUGCUAUCGUCUCUCUGAAAGCCAUCGGCUGGAUGUCCUCACAUAAAGACUUCGGUAACAUCAAUGAGUGCACACUGAAUUACUACUUCUUCCUCCUGGCUGCCAUUCAGGGAGUCACGCUGCUCUUCUUUCUCAUUGUGUCUGUGAAGUAUGACAAACAGAAGCCCAGAGCAGGAAGCCACAGUGCCUCUCUGACCAACUCAUGACCCCAUCACAACACCAGCUCAUAGAAAACGGCCUUGUAAAUUGUACAAAGGCUGAAAUUGUAAAUUCUGUUACUAUUUACUUACUCUCAUGUUGUUCAAAUGUGGAACGCAAAAGGAGAUUUUGGGCAAAAUGUUAGCAUCAGUGACCACUCACUUAAAAUGUGCUGUAAGCAAAUUCUUUUUUUUUUUUUUUCAUGGAAAGGUAUGCAAAAACAUUUCCUACUCCCUUAAAGAUAUUAAUGAAAUAAGUGUCCUGAGAUAUCUCACCAGUCCCUGUGACAGCUGUAGACUUUGUAAACCGCAAACAAAAAUGUGUCUGCGGACAUUAACACUUUUCACCUGUCAAUAUUUUUGCUCGUUCUCACAGUGUUGUAGUUGCAGUGAAUUAUUUAGGCUUAUUGCCAUUUUUAAGCCAUGCUGUUCAUAACAGUUGUCUGUUGAGGGCGCUAUUUUGCUGCUGUUGUUUUAAACAACCGUUUCUGCACAAUGUCUGUCUAAAUAAAGCUCAUUUGAUAUCUUUGGAGUGUGGGGUUUUGGAAAGAGGGAGAGUGGCUAAUUCAACAGCUUGGUCUCGUGGAAGUAGAAUGUCUGAAAUCGCUUACAGCACCUUUAAUUCCAUCUUUUGUCGAUACAAUGAAAGUAAAUGGUGACUGAGGCUAGCAGAAUGCCUAAUAUCAUAUUUUGUGUACCACAAGUAAGUCAUACAAGUUUGAAACAACAUGACAGGGAGAAAAUUAUGACAGAAUUUUCAUUUUUGGGCAAACUUUACCUUUAAGACUCGUAGAAUUGUAAUAAUGAGGUAGGAUUUUAAACAUUUGACUCGGAUGUUGAACCACCCUUGUUUACAUGUAGUAUCCAUAUCUAGCAAUUUUAAAUACUCAAGACAAUUUGGGAGAAAUUAGAAAAACAAAACUCAAGUGACGGUUAACUAAAAAUGUUUUUGUAUAAAAUGUUUUAUUUAAAUUGAUGGUGGAAAAUUACAGCAGGUUGGUUCACUCCAUUGGCAAUGACACUUUCACGAUUUGGAGAUUUUGGUUUUAUGAGUAUAUUUGUACUUUUUGUUUGGAGUAUUUUCACAUUUUUAAAUUCACUGACCUCUCUGUUGAAAGUGGUCUUGCAAUUAUUUGCAGGGGUUGUAAAACUGAAUAUUUUAUUGUUUUCGAACGGAUGGGUUUGAAUAUUUAUUGAAUCUAUUAUUUCUCAUUGUGAUUUGCACAUAGCAGGAAAGGCUGUACUGCUGUACUUACACGUCUAGUCAAAUUGGAUUUAAAUUUGUCUUUUGGGCAUGUGUUGUGGUACUUUUUAACAGUUUUAAUUAAACAAUUUUUUAACGAUGGAUCAUUUUUCUUUUUGCUCUCCACAUAUGCCAUUCAGGCACCAUUUGCACUGUAUGAUGAAUCUCAGGUCAGUCAGUUUCUCCAUUAAUACUACUUGGCUGGGUUUAAAUGAUGUCUAAGACAGCAAGUAUGAUUGACUAUUUGAAAUGGUGCCUUAACACAAGGAACACGUACAGUAUUGUCAAAAUAAUCAGUGUGGUAGUUAAUUAAAACUACAAUGCCAAUGUUUUUUGUAUUAUUAUUAUUUUUUUUUACAGUUUGAUUAAAUGAGUAACUUUGGUACUAAACAUAAGGCAUUAUUAGAGUCUGUCUCUGUUGUAGAUAUUUUAUUAGGCAUUACUUUUCCUUUAGCUUGUUUUUGAUACAUUUGCAUCAUACGUUGUAAUGCCAAGCACUUCAGCACUCUUUAAAAUGGUUAUGCCCAACAAACAAACAUCAUCAGAUAAAUAAUGUCCUCAAGGAGAAUUUGCAUAAGACGUUCUGAUGUCAUAAUGCACAUCUAAAAUAUGAAUAUGUUUUGUGCAAAUGGAAAUAGUGUUUCCUUUUGUUAAACACCUGCAUUUUGUUUGUAAUGAUUCAUGACAUUUAUAAAACUGUGCAGUGCUUUUUAAUAAACUACAAACCUUGUCGUCUGCAUGAGGAUAUUAAUUAAAUCACAUUUGCACUAAUCUCUUGUAAAAAUACAUUUAUAAUUACUUGAAAUCAUUCAUUUUACAUGCAGGCUCAUUAAGUAUCUAUUCAAAUUCAUAAAAAUGUAUACCUCAGCUUCAUAAUGGUAUCAUGGUGUGGCUUUGUGCUUGAUGUAAUUUUGAUGCAAAUUUUGCAGUGACUAAACCCUUUUAAUUGCUGUUUUUGUUUCUGGUAACUAAUUAAGUUUGCGGUCUUCGCUGGGGCAGCAGACAUAAAAUAGUAUCAACACUCCCAUUAUGUUUCUGUGUUUAUUUUAACACACAGGUAGUUCCUGGGGUUCGAGGUACACUUUAUCAGCAGUUAUGGGGGCAGUGAUGGCUCAGCGGUUAAGGCUCUGGGUUACUGAUCAGAAGGUUGGUGGUUCAAGCCCCAGCACCACCAAGAUGCCACUGUCAGGCCCUUGAGCAAGGCCCUUGACCCUGUCUGCUCCAGGGGUGCCAUAUCAUGGCUGACCCUGCACUCUGACCCCAGCUUAGCUGGGAUAUGUGAAAAAAAAAAAAUAAUUUCACUGUAUAUGUGCAAAUGUAUAAUGUGUGAUAAAUAAAAUGAUAAUUAAAAUUAUAAUACAAAUUGUGCCUUCAAUACCAAAAAUUGCUCCACAGUACUGAUGACUCUCAUCUUUAUCCAUUUACAUUUAGUAUUUCAAAAUGAGAAUUAGCAACCUGUAAUGAUAUAUUUCCCAGUGAAACUGUUUUAAGGAACAGUCAUUAGAGACUGAUUCUAUUAUCAAUUUGGUGAAAUAUUAAGAAUUUAAUGAACGGUAGGAUGAAAGGCCAUCAUUAAUUAUGAACUGGGCAUGUUAAAAUGCUGUCUUCAAAAUCUUUAGUACAUUUUAUUUUUAUUGAGCUAAACCAUUUGCCUCAAAUGGUUUGUCGUUAUAAACUUCAAUAUUCCCAAACAAUAUUUGAGUGUGUGCUGUGAAAUAUAUAUAUAUAUAAAUAUAUUUUUUUUUCUUUAAUGUAGCUCAUGCUUCAAAUAAAAUUGGUUUUAAUUUUUUUUUCUCCAAUAAAAUUUUAUUUGACCUCUGAUGUUUGUAUACGUGUCCUCAUAUUGUAACGCUCACAAUUUCUGAGCUCACACGCAAACCCUUUAAUGUCUCACAUUCAGUUCCAUUUCUGUCUGAUUUCAUCAGAUGAGCAUGAAAUCAGAACAUCAUCUCUCUACAUCCAAGCAUAUCUAGAAUGAGACACAAACGUGUAAUUUCCUGCUAAGAGUGUGACUGCCAGCAAACUGUUUGAACUCUCUCUCUUCCCUCACUCUGAGUCAGACUGUUUACACAGCUCACAUAUCCCUACCAUUUACAUGUUUUUGCAUUGUUGUGCUCUUUUGACAGUGUCUAGGAACACAUACCCAAUAAAGUCAAUAAAGCAGGUCAGGAUUUAGCUAACAUGAGCCUUAUCCUGAAUAAUAUAAAUAUCUCUUUAUACUAUGAUCAUGGUUGCAAGCCUCGCUGAACUCCUGAACUGGCUCUAAAUGCAUAGAGCUCUUACUGUUAAUAGCUAAUUCACAGGACUCGCAGCAAAGAAAAUUAGUUGGAAAGUGAAUAUAAUGAACAUAUUGAACGUAAUAAAAAAAAUACAAAAAUAAAAUCAAACUAAUGACCAAUUUGCAAUGUGAAAAGAAAAUCAAGUUGUUAUUAUGUGUGAACUCUGCUAAAUGGUUUCUUCAAUGUGUUUCAUUAUCAGUCAUUAGUCUUUUUUACAAGUGUCUCUGCCCAUAGUUUUUUAUUGUAUAUAUAUAUAUAUAUAUAUAUAUCCAUACUGUGAAAAAGUCUAAGGCACACAUUAGAUUAUUAGAUGUUUCAUAAAAACAUUUGUCUGAAGAUAGUUAUUUUAUGUCUUCUGCUUUAGUGUGUCAGUAUAGGAAAUAUCAAUUUUAGAUUUCCAAACAUUUCUUUUACAAAUAAAAUGAGUCAUGCAACAGAUGGAAUGGCCCUCACAUAACCCUGAUCUCAACAUGGGAAUUGGUGCUUUUUAAAGGCAAAUGUGAUCACACCAAUUAUAUUGAUUUUGUUCAUAUAUUCUGUUCUUUAUAUGUAGUUAAUUGAUAAACUAUUUAUGGCAUUGUUUUUAAAAACAUCCUCACUUUACAGCAUUUUUCCACAAGUGCCUAAAAUUUUUGUGUUGUACUGCAUACGCAUCAAUCAAAGUUUGAACAGAUUUUCUUUUAUUAUUACUACUUUUAAGCAUUUUAGUAUAAUAGUCAUCAAAACUAGGAAAUCACACAAAUUGAAGUGACCAAAAAUGUUAAAUCAAAACUUGAAAUCUUGAAGUGGAUACCAGUGAUGCUUUACUAACUUUAUUACAGGAGUUCCCAUGUAUUAGACCUUAUGUAACUCUUAAUUCCUAAAGUACACCAUUCAUUUUCAUAUACAAUAAGCGCAAUUUAAUUUAAAUAAAUUCAAUUUAAUUCAAUUCAAUAAAAACCUUCAUUUCAGUAAAUUGAAAGAUUGUCAAAACAUCAAAAUCUGUUAUGUAUGGGGAGUUUCUGGUGACAUCUGCUGAAAUAAAAAUAGCAAUUACAUGAAAUUACACCGAUGGCCAGUUGAUAUCUAUAAGCCAAUGUUGUAACAAACUUAAUUUCUAGAUAUUAUCACAAGUUAUGCAUUGGAUAUGCAUUUAGACAUAUGCAAAAAAUAUUUUUAAAAAUUUGUCAAAUUGUAGCAUAUUUUAAAGCACUUGUGUUUACACUCAAACCUGACCAUGCUGCCACAGUCAAAUCUGAUUGUUGAUUAUGUUGAUCUUCAAAUGAAUGUGCACAUGUUUGUGUGAUGUUGGGUUUAAAGUAGGGAGUAGAGUUGGGAAACAGAAAAUAUCAGUAGCCUAAUAUGAAAUAUGGAAGUCUAUGUGAUGUCCUCACUAAUAUAUUCAAACAAACCUGUGCGUGUGUGUGUUUUCUGCAUUGUGGAUGUUUUAUAGUCUUCAUCAUCAUCAUCAUCAAAGACAGCAAUACAUAAUUAUUCUAUACUGAUGCUUCACUGCCAUACAACCAUGGUAUAUAUUCAUUUAUGUGUGAUUGUAUUCUGCAUUGUGUCUGAUUUAUUGAUUUUUUUUUUAACAAAUAAAACAAAUGCUC
This is a messenger RNA of Myxocyprinus asiaticus (Chinese sucker), 7135 nucleotides long. Its product is annotated as solute carrier family 15 member 4-like. The coding region runs from base 297 to 2033 and encodes 578 amino acids. The record is from RefSeq and is a predicted model, not a curated record. The transcript has 9 exons. Gene Ontology annotation, biological process: oligopeptide transport; transmembrane transport. NCBI's taxonomy places the organism in Eukaryota, Metazoa, Chordata, Actinopteri, Cypriniformes, Catostomidae. Gene Ontology annotation, molecular function: transmembrane transporter activity. Gene Ontology annotation, cellular component: membrane.